This is a messenger RNA of Trichoplax adhaerens, 4569 nucleotides long. RefSeq lists its product as uncharacterized. The transcript has 52 exons. Bases 1 to 4569 code for a protein of 1522 amino acids. Gene Ontology annotation, cellular component: myosin complex; cytoskeleton. Gene Ontology annotation, molecular function: cytoskeletal motor activity; ATP binding. NCBI's taxonomy places the organism in Eukaryota, Metazoa, Placozoa, Uniplacotomia, Trichoplacea, Trichoplacidae. The record is from RefSeq and is a predicted model, not a curated record.
AUGGACACGCAAAUGACACAAGGUGCCCAUGUAUGGGUCUUUAGUGGUCAAAAAUGGCUGCCAGCAACAGUAACACAAGUAGCCGGUGGGAUGAUAACACUCGAAACCAGCUAUGGCGAGGUUAUCACCGAAGCAGUAGUAGAUUGCAACCGAAAUAAACUCACCCAAAUGCAUAGUAGUAGCGUUGAUGGCGUCGAUGAUAUGGCUACCUUAGGGGAUCUCCAUGAAGCCUCAAUUCUUUAUAAUUUAAAGAUUCGAUAUAUAUCGAAUCACAUCUACACAUACGUAGGUUCAAUCCUUGUUUCAGUCAAUCCUUAUAAAUCUAUUCCUGGCCUUUAUGCAUCCGAUCUGAUCGGUUUAUACCAAAAAAUGAGGCUAAGCGAUUUACCACCUCAUGUUUUUGCAGUUGCUAAUGAAAUGUACUGCUGCCUUAUAGAAAAUAGGCGCUCUCAAUGCGCUAUUGUAAGUGGAGAAUCAGGAGCUGGUAAAACCGAGACGACAAAGCAUAUCCUUAACUAUUUGACCUCCAUCAGCCAUAAAAUUCAGGGCGAUUCGUCCUUAACAAAAGGCAAAGUGGAACGGGUAUUAGUGGAAAGCAGAUUUGUUAGAGAAGAGGCUCUCCAUUUGAAAGAUGCGUCACAAUUUCAUUAUUUAAAUCAGAGCGGUUGUAUUAAAGAUGACACAAUUGAUGAUUUAGAAAGCUACAAGGAUGUUAUGUCAGCAAUGCAGGUAAUGUCUUUCAAGGAAGAUGAAAUCAAUGAUAUUUUACAACUUCUUGCUGGUAUUUUACUCAUUGGCAAUACAACAUUUAUGACCUCUGGUGGUGCUCAAAUUGAAGAUGAAUCUGUGGUAUGGCAAGUGGCAGAAUUGCUGGGAUUAGAUCCUUAUGAAUUUACGAUUGCUUUAACUCAAAAACAAAUGUAUCUACGUGGUGAACAAAUUUCUACCCCACUUGAUGUUCAACAAGCUGAAGAUUCUAGAGAUUCUAUGGCAAUGUCGAUCUAUCGGCACUGCUUUCGUUAUAUCAUCUCGCGAAUUAAUUCUAGAAUAGUCUCUGAAGGUGAUCAUAAAUCUAUCGGUGUACUGGACAUCUUUGGCUUUGAAAAUUUUAAAGUGAAUCGAUUCGAACAAUUCAAUAUAAACUAUGCAAACGAAAAAUUACAGAGUUUUUUCAACAAGCAUAUCUUUUCCCUUGAACAGUAUGAAUACAAUCGGGAAGGUAUUGAAUGGUCAGAUAUCAACUGGAUUGACAAUAGCGAAUGUUUGGAUUUGAUUGAAAGAGGAAAUCGCUAUUUCAUCAAACCCAAGGUCAAUCAAGCCAAGUUUGGAGUGAAGCAUUAUGCAGGAGAUUAUGAGAAAGGCAGAAAAGCCCGGCUUGUAUUUCAAGAGUUGCUCUAUAUCAAAAAAUUGGAAGAGGAGAAAAAGCGUGAAGAAGAACGAUUAGCUGCAGAAAGAAAAAGAAAAGAACUAGAAAGGCUAGAACAAGAAAAAAUGUUAAAGGAGUUUGAAGAAUUGAAGCAAAAGAUGGAAGAAGAGGAAAGGUUAAAGAAAGAACAAGAAGAAAGGGAACGUCAAAGACUAGAAGAGGAAAUUAUGAUGGAACUCCAACGUAUUAAGGAGAGAGAAGAAGCUAGGAAAGCUGAAAUGCUAGCUAAAAAGAAAAUUGAAGAAGCUGAACGGAAAAAGCAGGAGGAAAAGGAAAGGCAGCUUGCAGAAGAAGAGGAACGUAAAAAGCAGGAGCUAAAGAAAGAAUUGACAUUAGAAAGUAUCCUACAGGGAGACGGAGAUUUAUACUCUUCUAUUUCAGAUAGAUUUGAGUCGGAAGAGCUAAGUGACGAAGAAGAAUCGGAAUAUGAUGAAAUCAGCAUUAAAGAAUCUGUUAGCGAAUAUUUAGGUUAUGAAGGCUAUUUAUCCAUGAAAGCUGGUAUGAUGAAUAAUUGGAAAAGAAGGUGGGGUGUAUUAACUUCAGACAAUUUGAUGUGGUUUCGAAGUAAACAGACUGUAUUGAAAAGUGGCUGGUUAACUAUCCGUAAUGGGCCUGCAGCUACGGUUUCUAAGAAGCAACCUAGGAGUCGAUGGUUUGUCUUAAAAGAUAAUGUUCUCAAGUACAAAGAAUCGGAUCAGGAUGGAGCUCGAACUGUUGGCAAGAUUGAAAUCAAGUCUAUUACAAAGCUUGAGAGAGAUCCAACAAGUGAUAACUCGCUUAUUGUUACAACGAAAGGCAGUAAAGCACAUUACUUUAGUGCCGACAGCCAUGAGGAUUGCAGUCAAUGGUUAGCAAGUUUACAUUCUGUCAUGGCAGCAGAUGCCAGUGAAGUCAGGAAAGUCGCUGAUGAAACAUCCUACUUCAAAUCUGCACUGGAUGCUCUAGAUAUGGAUGAAAUCUCUUCGGUUUACCCUCAUAGUAUUGCCUCAAAGCCUGGGUCUUUUGCUAUUAUUACAACUGAACGCAUCUAUAAUUUUGUUGCUGAUACUCCUCAGAUAAUGGAAGAAUGGGUAUUAAAUAUACAAAAGGUAAAGGAAUCCUAUCAAACAGAACAUACUGGCUCUGGUUCCGAGGGUAAAGGUUGGUUAUAUCGUGAAAAUCCGACCCAAGGAACAAAGAAAAAAUGCUGGGCCAUUCUUACUUCUAAUGGUAUGGAAUUUUAUAAGAAUCCAGAGAAAGAGAAACUUCGCGUACAGUCUUUAGUCUUCAAUAGUUUAUGUUCGGUAUAUGGUCCUGAAGAAAAGAUGUCUGGAGAUAAUGUUCUAUGGACGUUCACUGUUUACGUACGGCGCCAGGUCCAUUAUUUUUUUACCAAGUUUCAAGAAGAUUCCAUGGCAUGGGUUAAUAGUAUUCAACGGGUUAUUGAUAACAAACCUCGACUGAUCAUGCCGACAGAACGACUGAUUAGCAAAAUAAGGACCAUACACUCUCAUAAUCUGUUUUGCUAUUUCAUUAAAAUCUUUCAAGACUCGAAUGAUGUUGAAAUAGAAGACAUCUAUCGAUCUAAUCCAAUCUUAAAUUAUUCUAAUACAUCCAUUAAAGCACCUCUUUUAGCUUUACCCUAUGGAAAAACUGUUGGUGCCAACGAUAAAAAGAAACGAGGCUAUGGAACGAUUUCGGAGGAAGCAGUAAAAACUUUCAACUCCUUACUGACUAGUGAAACUGUUGGAGAUUAUCUUGCUCUUAUUCAAAGUCAACUGCAAAAGUUUCAUGAUCUGCCAGAGUUACGGGACGAGAUUUAUUGUCAAGUUAUCAAGCAAACAAAUAUAUCAAAUAAUCCUGAUUCCAUUGGUAAUCUUCGUUAUUGGCAGUUUUUAGCCUGUUUAUGCUGCACUAGAGCCCCUUCAAGAAAAUACCUAUAUUACUUAAAAUUUUACCUACAAAGAUCCUUAAAAAGAUUUCCAAAUACUGAAGCUGCUAAAUUUAUGGAAUUUUGCUUAACUGCAUGCACGAAAACCAAACCUAGAGAAUAUCCGCCGGGUAAAGAAGAAAUAAUUGCUAUCUUGGGUCGUCGGCCUAUUUUAACUUACAUUUAUACUUACGGCAAUUCAUCUGUUAAAGCACUUGUUGAUUCAUCCAUUAUCGCUGAUGAGGUUGUUCAACGAUUACGCUUAGGCUUAGGGUUAUCGAAUACAAAAAAUUGCUACGCUCUAUUUGAGAAGUGUGGCACCAUUUACCGUGCUAUUGAUGGUAGAACUGUCAUGACUGAUAUCCUUGCUAAAUUUGAAAUCUAUCGUACGCGAGGUAUUGGAGAAGGGACUAAUCGGUGGCAAAUCUUUUUUAAACCAUAUUGCUUUAUUGAUCUAAAGUCAAUUUCUUGCAUUGCUGAAGAAUUUCUCAUGUUUGAAGAGGCACGCGAAUCCGUCGUUAAUGGCCACUUCUUGAAUUCUGAACCAACAUUGGUUCGUCUUGCUGCAUUGUACCAACAAUUUAAUCAUGGAGACUAUUUUGCUGGAGCUUGGAUUUCAAAUUUAGAAGAAAUUUACCCAAUCAAAAAGUCUGUAGAUGUAUCGAUCAAAAUGGAAGAUCCUCUAUCUAAAUUAAAGAGUAGUCAUGGCUUUGGAUCAUUGGGAGCCUCAUUUAGGAAACAAUCCAAAAUAGUUAAGCCCGAGGAAAACGUAAAUAUAAACUUUCAAGAAAUGACAGAAGACGAAAAAUCUGCUAUUAAAAGUUCUAUUGUGGAAAAAUGGAAACAACUAAAGGGAAUGACUGAAGAUACGGCUUUAGAGCAGUAUAUGGAUAUAAUCAGAACGUGGCCGGGCUCAUCUGCGACCAUUUUCGAUGUUAAGGUUAUUAGUGGCGGCUUUGCUGUUACUAAGGUUUGGUUGGCUAUUGGCUAUGAGAACAUUACAAUCUAUAAAAGAGGAGAAUCGGUUGCAUUAUCGACUAUGGAUUAUAAUGGAAUUACUUGGUCUGGCAUAGAAUCCAAUAGUAACUAUAAGAUCAUAAUCGAUAAAACUAAAUCUAUUAUAUUUGAAACCAAUCAGGUUGCUGAGAUUGCAAAAUUAAUUAAAGUAUGCCACGAAAUGCGCCGAAAACGAAUUAGCCAAAUCAUAAAUUUGCAAAUUUUAACAUCAAUAUAA